GCACAGAUAUCCUCCUACUCUCAAAAAUAUAAAGAGGCCAUUGAAACACAAACUUCAAAUCAAUUGAAGGUUCAUGUUCUCAGGCUGCUGGCAUUUGAAGACAGAUUACUGAAACAGUUGACAUAUAUUGUGACGGACGGUGAUGAUGGGUUUCAGCGUGAUCAUCAUCUUUGCUCUGCUGCAGAUCCGUCUGCUGAAUGCUGGGGUGAAUCCAGAGGAUCUUUCUAACAUUGAAAGCACUGACUCUUCUAAUCACCAUCAGCGUCACGCUCGUGCAUUGCCUCUAAAGAAGCUUUUUUCUGUGAAAGAUAAGGAGAACCGGAGCAUUCUUGACCCGAACACUUACUUGGAGUUGGUUGAAUCAAAACCUCCACCUGAAGAUGCAUAUACAUUUUUACAUAAAGAAAAAGAAUAUUACAUUAUUCUAACUGGGAAAUGUAAUGAUGUUCAGUUAGCAAUACUUAAUAGCCAAGCUGCUAAUGGUAAGGAACGUCGAUUUCUGGUGAAUAAAGACAACUUUGAAGAUUUACAGUGGAAAACAUGGGCAGAUAUAGAGAGUAGCAAGACUCCAUUUGCCCCAGUAUGGAUUUGUGAACAUUAUUACAUUGCUAAAGAUGAAUCUGGUAAGGUUUCUUUGACCAAACAAAUAGAUAAAAAAGAAAAGAAAACUGAAUAUCUCUACCUAAACAAUGACAAAUUGGAGACAUUAAAUAUGGAUUCUGAAGAUCCAGUACAGAAAACGCCAGGAAAUAUAGAAGUGCUAAAACAGUUCAUAUUUGUCAACAAGAACUGUAAGUCAGCCAAACAUGUGGUGAAGUUGGAUCAAGGCAGUGAUGAAUCAAGUUCUUCUCAGAAGGGCCGUACACAUGCGUUCGGAGGGGCAUUAGGAGGAUCAGCCUCUGGUGGAUCACUUAAUUUGAAAUAUGACUACAGUCGCUCGAACACUAUAACAACAUCCAAUGUUGAUAAGAUGCUGCACUCAUGGAGUAUGGAGAUAGAGGUUCCUCCUAACCAUUCUUGCUCCAUUAAAGUGACAAGCAAAACCUUUACGAGUACAGUCCAGUACUCUGGUACGCUCACCAGACAAUACGGGAUCAGUGACGUACGCAAAACCUCUGUUACCGGCAUCUAUGAAAUUCAGGAAGCAGCAGACCUCGAAUCUGUGUAUAACUGCAAAGCCGAGAAAGAAAAGGUGAACUGUUGAAAUGCAUGAAACCUGUGCAACUUCUAAAAAAAAAUGAAUGACAUGUUGCCAUGUGUGUGAUCAUAACAGAAUGUAAAAAAAAAAAAUGCAUUCAAAAUGAUUUCAAGAAUAACCAUUAAAUUAAAUUUUAACAUGCUUUUUAUUUUACUUUUAUAUUGUCUUUUUAUUCCUAUAUUGUAUUUCUGUUUUAUUUUUACAAGCAGAUAACAACAACUUUGUUUAGAAGAACACAUUUAAAACUACUAGACAAAAAAGUGGC
Messenger RNA from Megalobrama amblycephala (Wuchang bream), 1463 nucleotides. RefSeq names its product natterin-3-like. The coding region runs from base 143 to 1204 and encodes 353 amino acids. The record is from RefSeq and is a predicted model, not a curated record. The transcript has 3 exons. NCBI's taxonomy places the organism in Eukaryota, Metazoa, Chordata, Actinopteri, Cypriniformes, Xenocyprididae.